AUGCCCGAUACCCCACAAUUGACACAAGCAACCCCGAUCGGCGACAAGGCCUCCGACGACUGGGCCGGCCUGACUGAUCCGGCUGAGCGCCGCCGCCGCCAGAAUCGAAUCAACCAGCGAGCCCACCGAAGGCGGCAGCGAUUGCAAGCGAAUAACAAUGUACAUCCUAAAAGCGUGGUCGCCUCGUCCUCGCCGUCAUCCACAGGAUCCGCUUCCUCGUCCUCAUCCUCAUCUGCCCUCGUUCGCUCGAAGGAAAUCGUCGCUCUGGAAAAUGGGCUGAAAGGAGACAGUCGGUGUAUCAACGCCAAGUUUCUCAGAGAUCUGAUGGAGCGGUUCGCGCGUACCGCAUACGAAAGCUACAUGAAAGGCUCGCCGACCUCCGACCACCUUUUAACACUAACCAAAGUUAACGUGUUUCGGGCAUUCGGGCAUAAUCUGUUAUUGGCGGGGGGAUCGCUGGAUGAUAUGGACGAUGACUCAAUAUCGCACUUCAAUAAGCUGUUACCGGGGACAGAAUUGCCCGAGGAUAGCAAGAUGCCGGUCAGUUUGCGACCCACACGAUUACAGAAGAUGGUACCGCAUCACCCAUGGCUGGACUUCUUUCCUCUGCCAAAGAUGCGAGACAAUUUGAUCCAAGCGGGUGAUGAGUGGGAUGAUGAGCAGCUGUGUCUGGAUAUAAUGGGGUUCUGGGAUAAGACUACCGAAGAUGCGGGACUGUUGGUCUGGGGCGAGCCGUGGGAUAUCAAGAAUUGGGAACUGACAGAGGCUUUCUUGAAGAAGUGGCAAUGGGUUGUAAGAGGGUGUCCAGAGCUGAUGAACUCUACCAACACCUGGCGAGCGAAACGAGGCGAGAGACUUAUAUUCCGCUAUAUCUGA
Penicillium argentinense is the source of this 876-nucleotide messenger RNA. RefSeq names its product DUF3425 domain-containing protein. Lineage: Eukaryota; Fungi; Ascomycota; Eurotiomycetes; Eurotiales; Aspergillaceae. The transcript is spliced from 2 exons. Bases 1 to 876 code for a protein of 291 amino acids. The record is from RefSeq and is a predicted model, not a curated record.